Molecule: messenger RNA, 1863 nt
Organism: Caenorhabditis briggsae
Lineage: Eukaryota; Metazoa; Nematoda; Chromadorea; Rhabditida; Rhabditidae
Gene: Cbr-shc-2
Product: Protein CBR-SHC-2
Exons: 11
Coding region: 1-1863 (620 amino acids)
Source: RefSeq, a predicted model, not a curated record
AUGAGCUUUAUGCCAGUGUAUCAACCCUCCCUUUUUCGACUUCGUCACUCUCUGGCUGAAUGCCAAAUCAACGAAAUCUACGAGAACCAUGAGAACUCCGCCCAUCCUAGUCACCACAAACACCACCACCACUUCCACGCGAUUCCUUCUUCCUAUUCUUCCUCUACUACCACCAAACCUUCUUCUCGCUUCCCUCCUACCAACACAUCAAUAAGCCACGCCCCCUUGGCGCCGCAAGAAGAGUAUCUCGACGAGUCGGGUUCUUCUGCCAAUUCCGCGAAUACCUAUUUUUCGGAUCUUUUGUCUUCCACAUCCUGUUCUGAAAAUUCGACGACUGAAAGUGUUAACUGUAAUUACGAAGAAACAAGAAACGCGUUUCUGAUGGCUUCUGGAUUCCCGUCUCUUUCUUGGAAUGUUCAGUACAUCGGAUCGUUUCCAAUUUCUGGAUCACAUGUGGACAACUUGGGAAAGCGAAUCGACUCGUUUGUGCCAGCUGGGAGCUCGGUUCCUCAGAAUGUGGAGCUGUCGAUUGCGAUAUCCGGAGUGAAGAUUUGUUGUGAGAAGACCAUUCUGAUGUCUCACUCACUUCGGCGUGUCACUGAAGCUUCGGCUCGUCCAGAUACCAAAAAUGUUGGCUACGUGGCUACAGAACCAAUCGGAAGAACUUAUCGUAGACUUUGUCACGUCUUCCAUUGUCACAGCUUCAAAGAGGCCGAAGAGAUCCAAAACUUACUUCAAAGAGCCAGUCCAGAAGUGAUCGCAUCAUCCAUCCAACCUAUUCCCAAGUCAACAGUUUCCACAUCCUCGAUGCAUCCUACGAACACUGCGUCAUCAAUGACUGAGAAGCGAAGUGCGUCUACAGUAUUUCUCAACCGAUUUUUGGGGAAAAAGGGCAGUCAAACGGUUGACGAGACUGGACAAUGUAAAAGAAAACGCCGUCCAGUGUCAGCGGUCUUCUCAUCGGCCAUUCAUCGUCUAUCCAGCUCUACGUCAUCAGUGAAUCCGAAAAGAAUGAGCACAAUUGAACCACCAACUCCAACUCGUGAGCAACUUCUUCAACUCCAAAGUCAGAUGCGUUGUGCUGCUUCAUCGCCAGUUCCAGAAGAACCAAGGCCAACGGAGAUGUGUGCAUCAUCUACAACAACAUCCACGUCUUCUGUUGCUUCUUCUAGUUCAUCAAAUGGCUCAUCAUCUUCCACAGCCACAUCACCUGUUCCACCUGCUCCACAAACAUCGUUGAUUUUCGACGAAAAGCUCGGUGAAUGGAUCUAUCCGAUUGAUCAAGCAUUGAUGAAACAGCUCGAUAACUGCAGUUAUUUUGUGGGUCAGCCAACAAAAGACUCGAUGGUUUAUAAUCUGCUGAGCCAACCGGAAGGAGCGUUUGUGAUCCGAUAUUCAGAGAGCAAAUCAAAGUGCUUGGCGCUUUCAAUGAGAGUUCCAGUAACUCAUAAUCCAGCUGGCAUCUCUCAUUAUCUUAUUAUCCGAAACGAGCAUGGUUUCAGACUCAAGCUCUCUGCCACCAAAAAACCAUUUCCGACUCUUCAAAUGAUGCUGACUCAUUACUCAGUUCUCGAGAGUCAUCUUCCAUGUACACUUCAUUUUGUUCAAUGGCAGAAGACAAACUUCAAGCAACUCCAACCAAUGAACACUCAAGAGAGACCACCGAGAGCAUUUAAUCGGCAUUCUACUGCAUUGACGAAGAUCGAUGAAAACCGAAAUGUGACUGCUACAUCGGCACCGUUCCGAUCGUCUGGAAGAUGUGGACCAGAUGAUUUCACGACCCCGAAGAAUAGAAGAACUCGCCACGAAAUCAAUGCAAUGCGUCGUUCUCAUUUCUUCGAUGAUCGGCAAAUUGUACUGUAG